UGCAGACCCGGCUGGCGCAGCGGCCACUCCGCAGAGAUGUCCCGGCCGGUGCCAUCGCCCGGCUGCGCUGCCGCCUGUGUCACCCUCCUGCUCAGCUGCGCCUGGCUCGGCUCUGCCACACAACCCUCCCCGAUGCCUGUCAAAGGGCGAUCCUUCAUCCCCCUCACGCCCCGAGAGAAAAACCUGUGCCCCGGCGCCUCCGAGGAAGCUUUUCUCAGCAGCACCCUCAGCACCCUCCUCCUCCCCGCCCUCUACUCCGUGGUCCUGCUCGUGGGGCUGCCAGCCAACGCUCUGGCCUGCUGGGUCCUGGCCACCAACUUCAGGAGGUGUUCCAGCACCCUCUUCCUGCUCAACCUGGCUGGUGCUGACCUGCUCUUUGUCCUCCUGCUGCCCUUCAAGAUCUCCUACCACCUCUUGGGCAACCACUGGUUCUUUGGGGACUACUUGUGCCGCACCAUGGUGGCCUUCUUCUAUGGGAACAUGUACAGCUCCAUCCUCUUCCUCACCUGCAUCGGCCUGGAGCGCUACAUCUCCGUGGCACACCCGUUCCUGUGGAAGGGCUCCAGCUGGAUCAGGGGCAAGGUGGGCAUCUGUGUGGGCAUCUGGCUGGUGGUGGGGGCUGGCAUGAGCCCUCUGCUUUUGCACUCCCAGACACAAGAUAUCUCGAGCCUGAACAUCACAACAUGCCACGAUGUCCUAGAAAAGGGAACACACAUGUUCUUCCGCUACUAUUUCCUCUCCCUGGUGGGGCUGGGCUUUGGUUUGCCCUUCGUGCUCAUGACCAUCUCCUACAGCUGCAUCCUGGCACGGCUGCUGGCCAAGGGAAGGUGCUAUGGGCAGGUGGUGCGUGUCCUGGCCCUGGUCCUCCUGGUCUUCAUCCUCUGCUUCACCCCCAGCAACGUGCUGCUCUUCAUCCACUACGUACUGGAGCCCACGGGGUGCCACAACAUCACCUACUUCUGGUAUGCCCUGGCCCUGGUGCUCAGUGCCUUCAACAACUGCUUUGAUCCCUUCAUCUACUUCUACAUCUCCCAGGAUUUUCGGGGCUGGGUCCAGGAUGCCAGAGGUCGCUGCCUGCGGGGGCUGGAGUCCUCGAUGGGGAGGUCCACGGAGAAGACAGCCUUGCCCCUGAGGUCCAGUGAGCAGAGCCAGGGGUGCCAGGCUGUGUCCUCCUGCCCAGCGAGGAGGGAUCCUGCAGUGUGGAGCCCAACACGAAGGGCUGGCAAUAGACUUGGGCAGAAAAUCCCGCCUGGAUCUGAGGUUCACUAUGACUUUGCCCCAGUUUUGCAGUUCCUCCGAUGGAACAGGUAUAAACCCCCUCCCUGA
Pipra filicauda (Wire-tailed manakin) is the source of this 1326-nucleotide messenger RNA. RefSeq names its product proteinase-activated receptor 3-like. Gene Ontology annotation, biological process: phospholipase C-activating G protein-coupled receptor signaling pathway; blood coagulation; positive regulation of Rho protein signal transduction. Gene Ontology annotation, molecular function: thrombin-activated receptor activity. The record is from RefSeq and is a predicted model, not a curated record. Gene Ontology annotation, cellular component: membrane. NCBI's taxonomy places the organism in Eukaryota, Metazoa, Chordata, Aves, Passeriformes, Pipridae.